Molecule: messenger RNA, 1416 nt
Organism: Balearica regulorum gibbericeps (East African grey crowned-crane)
Lineage: Eukaryota; Metazoa; Chordata; Aves; Gruiformes; Gruidae
Source: RefSeq, a predicted model, not a curated record
CAAACUACAAAUCUGAACCUUCCUCCUGAAGAUCUUGAUUCAUCUGGUGAUGACGACGAUGGAUUCUCAGGUUCAGGUGCAGGUCCCCUGACUGACCAGUCUCGCACUUGGAGAAUCCCAGGAGAACCAACUAACUCCUCAUUACUGGCAACACCAAUGGAUUUCAACGAACAGCCGUUUCCUGGGAUUGAGAGCCGAACUGAAAAGGAAGUGGCAUCUCCUUCUGCAACUAGUAAUGUAGUGACAGAGGAGCCUGUUGUACCUGCGAAGGAUGAAGUAUCUAUCUUGGGCUUACCUGAUAAGAAACCAAUAAAUGAUGUGGUUACAACAACAGUGAGAAGCCCCACUACUCACUUUCCUUCAGUGGUUCAUGUAACUCCUUCAGAAGCCUCAGGCACGGUCCACGAGCUCGAACCUAAAAUUCCUAGCUCUGAUGUUCCAGACACUAAGGACGUGCCUGAGCCCCACUCUACCGUCCAUCAUGAGGAAGACAUCACUACCACCCCCACGACGACAGCUCCAAAGGAUGUUGUUCCUACACAUGAGGAGGUUUCUGAAGAUGGCUCUGGAGACCCGGGAGACUUCAUCUUGACUAAAGAUGAGGAUUUGGUCCCUACCCAGAACUCAGAAGUGCCGGCUGACUCUGGGAGAAAUGCCAAAGCAGCAGGAGCCUCGGGAAUUAUGGACAGAAAAGAAGUUCUUGGAGGUGUUAUUGCUGGAGGACUAGUAGGCUUGGUGUUUGCAGUGUUUCUAGUUGCAUUUAUGCUGUACAGAAUGAAGAAAAAGGAUGAAGGCAGCUAUUCACUGGAUGAACCAAAACAGUCUAAUGGCGGAUACCAAAAACCACACAAACAAGAAGAAUUCUAUGCAUAAACACUGAUCUUCAGGACACUUCUUAUUCCAUCUUUCUUGGACUCUUCUCUCCCUGCACGUGGACCUCCUAGUGUGCUUUGCAUUAAACUUAAGCCAUAUGAUCAUUGGGUUAUUUGCCCUUACCACUUUGCCAUUGGAAAUUUUAUAACUGCAAAGUAGAUCUGGAUUCAUUGAACUUUCCCUGUUUUCUUGCACAACUUUUUUUUUUUUUUUUUUUUUUUAAACAGCAGUGGGACUGGAAGUUCCCAAACUCACUUUGGUUUAAUCUAAAGACUGCUGGGGCAGGCGGUGGGGAGAAGAUAAGGGAGCACUGUAUGUAUAAACCUCUUGAUAUUUAGGGAAAGGGCUAGCAAGAAUAAACAAUCAGUGCUUGAAUUCUGUAUAGCAGGGAUCCUUCCUAUUUAACUCAUAGAUGUGUUUUAAGUGUAACAAAUGGCUGCGCUGGGCACACAUUUGGUACACUGCAAUCCUCUAGCUCUUUCUCACUGCCAUAUUUGGAGCACUUAAUGCAUAUAUGAAACAUCAAGCUGACCAUGAUUUCUA